UGUGAAGUUAUACACUGCAUUCCAUUGAAUAGAAUGUAAUUGGUAUUCAUAAUAAGUGUUUGUUUGGCACAGUUUAAUAACACAUGACAACAAAGAAGGUUUUUGUGGCUCAUUGUUUUUGUUUAACUUCUGGUUGUAUAAUAAGUUGGCUGCAGGUAGAAUGCCUUUUAUUGAAUGUUGUGAGUGCUUGUGUUGUUAUGUAGUGUUUUAUGAAGAUGUAACAGUGCUAAAAUGGGUAUUUAAAUAUUUUAGUGUUUUAAAGGUUUUUUUAUCAUAAAAUCUUAUUUUCUUAUGGAGUUCAUUUCUUCUGUUAACAAGCAGAUCAACGACAAGGAGCGGAUUGCGGCUGCAAUGGAGAACCCCAAUCUAAGCAACCUGGUCGAGAACUGCAUAGCUGACGAGGAGUAAAUCGUACAUCAACACAAACUGUUUCUGUAUAUCUGUACAUAGUUCUAUAAAAAUGGCGCCCGACGUGGCAUUCUCAAAUAUAAGCGACAAAAACGAAUUCACAAAGUUUACAAAGUUCCUAGCUUAUAAAGGUGUGCAAGUGAUAGUGGAGUCGCGCAAAGGUGUUAAGAUUGAACCGAACUCUAAACCGACGACGCAGGAUUCCGAUUGGUUCAACCUCCAAAUACCUGACUCUCCAGAAGUGAACCAAGCCACAAAGAAUGCUCUGCCAUCAGACAGAGUGCUGGAAACAAUUCGGUCUCAGCUCCACGUCGAAAUUUCAGUCCAAACCGAAGAUGGCGACGAGAUGGUACUUGAAUUGUGGACUCUGGAACUGGACGAAACUCAAUUCGACACCUCGUUGAAGGCUAUGAACACCGUGUACUUCAGAAUGGGCAUUCUUUUGAAGUCUCUCAUUACCACAACCAGAAUUACACCCGCAUAUCAUUUGUCCAGAAAACAAAGAACUGAAUCAUUCACUAUUUUCUACAGAGUCUACAAUGGAGAGCCUAAGACGAAGGCUCUGGGAGAACAUGUGAAGAAGGUCCAAGCGGGAUUGCUGAAGACGCCUUUAGGAGGGAUUGGCUUCUCAGUCGUGUACCGCACAAAUUUUUCCAUAUCACCAAACAAAAAAGAAAAGGACAAGACUUUGUUGCUGAAAAGUGACCAUUUUGAGCUGAGCCCCAAGCACGUGAUUUUCGAGUCCAAGAAGAAGAAAGAGGUGAAAGAGAAAGAGUUCAAGCCAUUGAAGCCUGUGGAUUUGAACAAACCGUUGCGUCUUGCUGCGUUCACAGAUGAAGAGGUAGUCCGACGGGCUUUUGAAGAUUUUCUUGAGAAGUUUCCCGUCCCUAAAUUCAGGGUCCACGUCAAGCCAAAAAGUCCUGUUCAAGACAUCCCAGUGGAGUCUAAAAGCACCCAGGAGUUGGACGUCACAAUGUUAUCCAAAAGUCCGACCUCUUUCGAGUCGCCUCCGAAAAAGUUUUCGGGUUUUCGGAACGAGCACGAACCUCCAUUGAAGCUCCUUUGUUUUCCGUUCGCCGAUAAUCAUCCUAUAAGGGAGUUGGCGGAGUUUUACAAGGAUUUCUUCAACGCUCCGCAUCUGAAACUGACCGAGGAUAUAAUCCCAAAGGCUAGGGAUGACGACUCUUUGAAAGAAGAAGUCGAGAUGCUGAGUGAGGAUUUGUCUAAGGAUCUGGAGCUGUACGAAAGUUCUGUCCUGGAAUUUGACCAGCUGUUGGAGGAUAUGUGCAAGUCGGCAGAAUGGGGCGGCAAUUAGGGAUCAAUGGGCGGUGGACAUUUUCAAUAUGACGUUUAUUGUACUAUAGAUUUGUAUUUCCAUAUUCUGUGACUGUGUUUUCUAUACAAAAUUUUAAGUUAAUUUUGAAGGUAGUAAAAUUUGUUUUAGAUACUUAAAACCAGUUUUUCUUGAUAGGGAUGUAGACACCACUCAUAAUUAAUUCCAAGUAUCAUUAGAAAAUGUUGUAAAAAGUUGGUUUUCUAAAUGACUUUAUAGGAAAUCAUUAAUGGUUCGUUAUUUCCAAUGAAAGUGACGUCAUAAACCUGUAUAUUUAUAUUAAUUCUGUGAAAAACAAUAGAGAAAUGAAGUUUCGACAAAUCAUAAAAAGUAUAUCAACUGCUUGGUGGUGUCCACAUUCAAAGUACACUUGUUUAUGCCAAACGAAGUUAUUUUCUUAUAAAAAUUUAAUUAUUUCUACAUUUUCCUUGUUUCUGAAUGACUAGACGUUUGUCUGAUGAUAUUUAAUAUGAGUUUUUUUGGUAUACAUUUUUUGCAAUGAAAAUCAUAUUGAAGAAAAGGUUUGAGAUGCCUGCGAAACGGUUUAAGACUGAAUUGUUAUGGAUAUAAUGGAAUGACUGUCUUAGAUUACCACUCGAAUUUGAAAUGGAUUGUAUUAGCACUGUUUUGUUCACUUAACAAUUUACCACCCUGGAUGCAUUAUAAGGUCGGGUCAAAAUGAACGCAGCCCGCAACAUGUAUGAAUGUAUGAACAACAUCGUCAAUCUGUAUGCGUUUUGUAUUGACACUGAGGAUAAAUGGGAAAAAUAAUCCUGAUUGUCACUAGUGGCGACGUAUAACACAUACUUUCUCAGUUGUAGCUACAGGCUUUCUCACCACUGGUGACAAAUGAGAAAAGGCUAAGAAAACUACAUACCAAUUUAUCGCCAGUGGGGGCGUACGACACAAAUAUUGUCGCAAAUGUCCAUGCAAGACUCGACCGCAGGCCGCAUCCAGUGUGAAAAAUGCUUUAUUUCUACUUUUACUUACACUAUGCAGUUGUACUGAAUAUUUUAUAUUUCUUUUAUUGUGAUUGUACAAGAUGGCGAUCCAUUUGGUAUAAGCUGAGGAACUCUGUGGCUGGUUGGAAUGUGUUUUUCCCAACUAUCCCAACUAUAAUAUUAUAAAUGCGAAAGUAACUCUGUCUGUCUGUCUGUCUGUUACGCUUUCCCGCUUAAACCUCGCAACCGAUUUUGAUGAAAUUUGGCAUAGAGAUAGUUUGAGUCCCGGGAAAGAACAUAGGAUAGUUUUUAUCCCGGUUUUUGAAACAGGGACGCGCGCGAUAAAGUUUUUCUGUGACAGACAAAAUUCCACGCGGGCGAAGCCGCGGGCGGAAAGCUAGUAUGUAAUAUUAUCAUUGGGUCCAUUUAUAAAUUAUGCAGGUUAGAUAGUUUUGGUGAGAAUAAUAUUAGUACCGGUUUGGUGUCGCUCCUUCUAACUAAAGUAUAUGUAUGUACUACGUAUUUGUCUCACAAAAUUGUCAAAGAAACUGGUAACUGAGGAUGGUACAGUCAGCGUCAAAUAGUUGACCCAAAGCAGCCAAAAAGUUCGCAACACGUCUUUGUUACAUUGGAAUAAAACUCAUUGCAAAUAGGCUUUUAAAAAGCACUUUUACACGUCCCAAUAUUAACCCUACCACUACUUCGGGACAAUAAAUGGGCCAGUGCUGAGAAGAAGCAGCGCAAGAAACUCAGUCACUAUUGUCAGCCUCCUUUUCAAGGGUUUACAUAAUAAUAAGGUUGUUUUGUCCACCUUUUUGGUCAUUUUGGGGUGUCAGGACCUUGAUGCUGACUGAAUACCAAUUUAGAAGGAAUAAUAAGGGAGAAGAGCGAUUGAAGAAUCGGUAUAGCCUGACCAGGAACAUAAAAACCCUGGCAUAGAGGCGCGUCAAUUGCAUUUGAUAGUGCAACACUGAGUACAGUCGUACCUGUGUUAAAUUAAUAGGCUAACUUUAUGUAUCAGGAUUCUGGAUUACGGGCUAAUUUGAUAUUUUCAUAAAUUUACGAAAAAAUAUUAUUAUAGGUAACCUGGUUUAAAUAAAUUAAAUGAAACCAUCAAUCGAGUUAGUAGGAUUUAUUUUAUUAUUCGUCAAUAAUCAAAUUCAGAACUUGAAUAUUCAACUGCAAUGUCUGCUCAUGAACGCUUCAAACUCGGUACUUCUUUCCCAAUUCCAUAAAAUUCAACACUUAGAAAGUGACAAAAAACUUUAAAAUAGGUAGUUGAAACAAACCACAGCUAAUUUUCAUAGUGGACUGUACUAUACGAUAAACAUGUCAGUCAAUUUGACAACCUUUGUCGGAAACAUUAUUCAAUGAAAAUAUUGUCCGAACCCUUAGUAUUUCUCUUCGACAAAUACUUUAACACAUUGUGAACCACUUUUCUUUCACGACUAUAAAAAUAUUUUAGCAAUUUAAUUCACAAAAUCAAUUGCGCACAUUUAAAAUAAAGUUUGUUUACACUUUGACAGCAAUAGACUGACAUGCAAGGUGACAUGUCAAUGAAGUUUUCAGUUACUGUUGCCAUUAAAAGAAAUUAGUACCAUUAGUUUUCCGCAACAUGGCGAGGGUUUUUAUGUUCCUGGUCAGGCUAUAUAUAUUGUUUUAGGCUAAUAGCACACAGCCGGUGACCAGCCGUAUAUCAGACUUCGUCUGAUAAAAUAGGAAAAUUUACAAAUGUUUAUUUAAUGGUGUAGCACAAUUUCUAAAUGGUCCCCUGUAUAAAAUAAAUAUCAAAGUUACAGAGUAAGUGGCAAACACGUAACUACGUAGUUUUAUAAUGUGUAACGGCCUAUACUAUCUAUUCGAAGUGUAGAUAUUGCAAAAUUUUACUAAUGUUACUCCGAUGAUAAUGUUAUACAAUAUUUGUAUGGAUGCAUUCACUUGCUAUUUAAUUGUAUCUUUUUAUUCCUAUUCGAUGUACAAAACAGUAAGUUCUACGAGGUUUUAUAUUUCUAUUUUCUAUAGCAUAGAUGGGGGAAAUUAAAAAUAUUAUGUCGUUACUUUUAAGCUCUCUUUAGUCUUUAGUAUGUGUACUGUCUAAAAUUACAUGAAUAAUAAUAAUAAAUUAGAUUUUAUACGAUCAAAACCCGUAAUUACCAUAGAUUUCUUAUGGCAAUACAAAGAUAGACGUCACUAUAAAUGGACUUAUAAUCCAAUGCAAUGUUUACAAAAUAUACCCGUUCCCCUAGUUUAUGUUAUAGAAACUUAAAAUAACAUAUAAUAAUCAGAAUCACGAAAAUAACGUUUGAAAUAUUCAUUCCUUAAAACGUAGAACUUUAGUUGUUACCAGAAAUUAAAUUUGAACGAUGUAAUAAUCUUUGAAUUUGAUUUCUGGUAACGUUUAAAUGUGAUUUAUCUAUUUAAUUGUUUGGAUUUAGUUUUUAGAUGUGUAAAAUAUUUUGCUCAUGUUUUGUAGAUGAUCCAAAUAAAUAUCUUGGUUUAA
Messenger RNA from Ostrinia nubilalis (European corn borer), 5182 nucleotides. RefSeq names its product autophagy-related protein 13 homolog. The record is from RefSeq and is a predicted model, not a curated record. Gene Ontology annotation, biological process: mitophagy; piecemeal microautophagy of the nucleus; autophagosome assembly. The transcript has 2 exons. The coding region runs from base 461 to 1723 and encodes 420 amino acids. Gene Ontology annotation, cellular component: cytosol; Atg1/ULK1 kinase complex; phagophore assembly site. NCBI's taxonomy places the organism in Eukaryota, Metazoa, Arthropoda, Insecta, Lepidoptera, Crambidae.